Actinia tenebrosa (Australian red waratah sea anemone) is the source of this 1760-nucleotide messenger RNA. RefSeq lists its product as uncharacterized. The record is from RefSeq and is a predicted model, not a curated record. NCBI's taxonomy places the organism in Eukaryota, Metazoa, Cnidaria, Anthozoa, Actiniaria, Actiniidae.
UUAGCAUUGGAAACUUCCUACGUAUAUCUGAGAGACAACGGAAAUUCUAAGGUCCUUUACUGAAGCAGGUGUACCUCGAUACGAUACGCCAGAUCAAUCAUGGCAGUGAGAACUCUCUUGGUAUUGGCAUUGAUUAUGGUAAGCGUAUGUCGCAGUCAUGAUAAGUGUUUGGAUAGUUCUGACUGCGAAGACCAUUCAUGUAAGAGUAAUUCAGAUUGCUCCGCUUUGGGUAGGGUGUGCUGCGAUAAUAAGUGCUCAGAUGGCCAAAAAUGUGUUGGACAGUCAUGUAUUGUCGACUCAGAUUGCUUCCAAAAUCAACACUGCUGUGAACAUAAAUGUUCCGGCGAUGCCAUAUGUGGUAUCAAAAACUUCACAUUGGUUAUAGCUCUUGUUGUAUUUGGCCUUGCCGCCUUCAUAAUCAUGAUCUUGAUCGUGAUCAUAAUUAUUGUCAAGAUAUUGUGCAAUUCACCAAGGCAUGCAAUAUCCGCGUGUAUAACAACUUUACAGCAACAAUUUUAUGGAGCCAUAGGGCAACCUAAUGCAUGGGCAUUACGUCAUCCCAUAUGUCAUUUCCGUACACGAUUGCAGAGCGAAACUGGGAAGGAGCUCGCAAGUAUAGAUUUACAUGCAAGAAUCGCAAUUAAUAUUUGCAAGACUCAUUACGAAAGAGAUCGAUCGACCAUGGGAUUGAGAAUUCUUCUGCUUUAUACCCUCUUCUCAGUAAACUAUUUCUGCACUUCAGCGAUGUUCUGUGGUUGUGAUUACGACCAAGUUUGCUGUAACGGCUUAUGUCUUUACGGCUCAAACUGCUUAGGAAAUUACUGCUAUUCGGAUUCCGAUUGCUCUUUCGGCGAAGUCUGUUGUGGUAGUUCUUGUUCAGAUAGCUGUAGCGACAACGUGGGCGUUAUAAUUGGAGCUGUUUUUAGUAUUAUAUUUGGCAUAUUCUUGUUCUGUGUGAUCGUCAUUUGUUGUCGCCGAAGGCAAACAGUCCGAACAGUGCAACGUCCUAUACUUGGGCAAAGAGUGAUCGCCCGAACUACGACCACCACGACAACACGGAAUUACAGACGAGUACCCAACUAUCCUCAUCAAGGACCUUAUCAAGGACAACAGCCCUAUGGCUACCAGCAAGGAUACGUACGACCACCGCCGCAAUAUCCUGGAUAUGGAGCUACAAACCCAAUUGCAGGGGCCUACCAAAGCGGAAGUAAUGCUCCGCCACCAAUGUCUGUCGCUCAACCUCCCCCUUAUGAAGAAGUUCCUGCGGUAGUAGCGAUGGGGAACGGAUGUACAGAUCAGAAAAACAAUUAUCCACAAGCCUCUGCACCUUCUAUGUAGAAAAACGUCAGAACAUCAAACAAAGAAGGGAGAAACACUUGUAUAUACUGUGUAUAUUGCGUUUUUGAUGCUGUAAUUUGAGACAUAUUUGACGUCAUGAAUGAAAUUAAACACAGAUUUUUCACUGAAAAGAUCCAUGAAAUGGAAGCCAGAGCUUCAUGUUAACAUUAGAACAAUCAUUAAGAUUUUUUUCAUUUCAUCAAUUUUAUAAAUUUGAUUUAUAUGUGUAUGUAAAUUAUCCAUUUUUUGAAUAGGAGUAGCUAAUAUUCCCAUUUCGAGUUUAUUCGCCAUUGCUCUGUCUUAGCCUCGAUUAUGUGCUGACGGGUUUGUUCUUUGUUUUGAUUAAGGUACACUGCAUAGUAAGGAAUGUAAAUGCUAUGGAUCAAUAGAAGUUGAUUAAAUUGCAACAGAUUUUGGUUGAA